Messenger RNA from Amaranthus tricolor (Joseph's coat), 1199 nucleotides. RefSeq lists its product as uncharacterized. The record is from RefSeq and is a predicted model, not a curated record. Gene Ontology annotation, molecular function: S-adenosylmethionine-dependent methyltransferase activity. The transcript has 2 exons. NCBI's taxonomy places the organism in Eukaryota, Viridiplantae, Streptophyta, Magnoliopsida, Caryophyllales, Amaranthaceae. The coding region runs from base 1 to 900 and encodes 299 amino acids.
AUGACCCCCUUUAGUCCCAAUUGUCAUUUAAAGAACGUAUGGGUAGAAAUUGGGCGAUUAAAAAUCCAUUUUUCUUGCAUUCAUCAAAUUCUAAUGGCGGAUUUGUUCUUAAAGCAGGCAAGACAGUACGCAAUUGCUCGUCCAACUUAUCCAAAGGAGCUCUUUGAUUUCAUUGCUUCCAAAACUUCUCUACAUGAUCUUGCUUGGGAUGUUGGCACUGGCAGUGGACAAGCCGUUCCUCAUCUAGCAAAGAUGUUCAAAAAUGUGAUUGGAACAGACACAAGCGAGAAGCAGCUAGAACAUGCACCCAAGCUCCCAAAUGUUAAGUAUUAUUGUCAAACACCAACCAUGUCUUUACAAGAACUUGAACAAAAUGUAGCCUCUGAAUCAUCUGUCGACUUGAUAACCGUAGCACAAGCAUUACACUGGUUUGACCUCCCCAAAUUCUACGAUCAAGUCAAGUGGGCCUUGACAAAGCCUAAUGGUGUCUUUGCAGCAUGGUGCUACACCACUCCUGAGGUUAAUGACAAGGUGGACGCGGUUUUUGAGCCUUACUUCAAAAUAGAUUCGGCGCCAUACUGGGAUGAAGCUCGUAAACUUGUGAACGAUAAAUAUAUGGAUAUCUAUUUUCCGUUUGAGCCUAUAGAUGGGUUGGAUCAUACAGGCCCGUUUGAGUUCAAGUCCGAGAUGGUGAGGAAUUUCGAAGACUAUAUGACAUAUUUAAGGUCUUGGUCUGCUUAUGUUACUGCAAAGGAAAAAGGGGUGGAGUUGUUAACUGAUGAGAUUGUGGAAAAAUUCAAGAAUGCUUGGAAUGAUGGAAAUGAUGCAGGGGAGGCUAAGGUUUUGACUUAUCCUAUUUAUUUGAGGAUUGGCAAAGUUGGGGAUCUUAUUAAAGGAUAACUAUUAAUUACUCCCUUUGUGAUGAAGUGAUUUCAAAACCAACUAUUGACACAAGUAAUCAGAAUUCGAUAUGAACCACUAAAUUGUGUGGUUAUGAUUAAAAGUGAAAGAAAAUAAGAAUAAAUAUAUAGAUAAGAAUUAAAGAAAAUAGUAGGAAUAGUACGUAAAGUAGAAAUGUUGUAAAAUUAUAGAAACAGAGGAAGUAGUAUGUAAGUAUCUAUUUAUUGGUAAGUAUGUGUUGGUACUUCUUUUGUAAUGCCUUUCUAAUAAGUGAAUUAUUGUUAUUUUUCGCCUAUAAA